AUGUAUGCCUGGGAACUGCCGUUUUCGCGAUCUAUUUCCGAUUCUCGCCGAUAUAUCUGCACCGGUCUGGCCAAUGAAAUCCCACGAAUGAUCGGUGUGUCCGCAGAAAUAUAUGUUUCUUGUGGAAGGGUUCAGUAUUCUUGUGAGGGAUAUGUCUGCAACCUGGAGAACCGCUCUGGAAAGAGCACAUUCCUGAUGUCACUGAUGAAUGAGUUGCGGAUCACUUGUGGUUCUCUGCAAUUAAACGGAACCAUAGCUUAUGUCUCACAGGAGUCGUGGGUUUUCAACGCAAACGUCAAACAGAAUAUUAUUUUCGAUAAACAAUACGAAAAGAAA
Molecule: messenger RNA, 336 nt
Organism: Oppiella nova
Lineage: Eukaryota; Metazoa; Arthropoda; Arachnida; Sarcoptiformes; Oppiidae
Source: the annotation of a GenBank genome assembly